GGCGUGCUUGAACAAUUUUUCGUGAAAAUUGCAGGCAUUUAACAAAUAUACACUCGCUUUCAGUUUCAGUUUCAGAUUUAUUCAUCAAACUGAGCCAAGAAUUGCAUCUGACACGUGAUUCUGAAAUUCUCAUUUCUUUUAUUUAUACUUUAGAUACUUGGAUUUCCUUCGUCUUCUGCAGAUAAAAGUCGCGAAUUCCAAUUUUCACCGAGACUCCAACAGCCAGCGUAUACUUACCCCUUCAAGUUUCCCCAGCCAAACUGCUGAUCCGUCAGAAUAUCUCACAAAUAACUUUCUGAAGUGUUGAAAAAUGGCGUGCAGCUCAUCAGGAGAUUUCACACGGAAAGACAUCACUGACAACUUUACUUGCUCUAUUUGCUGUGAUGUGUUUUGGGACCCCAGAAUACUACCUUGUGGUCAUAUGUAUUGCGGUCAUCCUCGUCUGUGUUUGUAUAGUCUACAGAAUACUAACGCUAAUGGGGCAGUAUUACUGAAAUGUGCAAUUUGCAACGCGGAACACGCAGUGAACAUAGUGGACCUAAAGCCCAUGUUCGAAAUAAGAGAUGGCUUGAAACUUUUGUCACCGAGCCAGCAAGACGAGGAGGCUUUGUGGCAAAGUCCGCAAAACUCGGUCAAAAUUACGUUGCCUUUCUGCCGCAUGCACACAAAAUGGGAGCAGGAAUUUUGGUGUGUCACAUGUCGAGAACCUUCGUGUACACAAUGCGUUAGUCUGUAUCAUAAAGAUCACAAUUUGAAGAUAUUGAAAAACGUUAUUGAUAAUAUUUGUUCGUCAGCAAUUCAGAGGGUUGAAAAACUUCAAAAUAAAGUAGAAAUCCAAGCUCUGACCAAAAAUAUUGCGCAGCUUAAAUCAGAAGUUGCUUAUCACAAAUAUAUGAUGAAGUUGUACCAGAAAAAACUCGACGAGGUGGAAAAACUGGUCAUUGAGCCAAAAGUUCUCUCAGCCGACAAAGAAUGGGUGAAAAACGUCAAGGCUGGGACUCUUCAAAAUGUUAAGUCCGGGACAUUUUCAUCAGCUUUUCGGUUGAUGAAACGAGAAGAUAGUAAAUUGCUGAUUUCAGAGGCGGGUUUCAGAUUUUCUGCCCAAAUUCCAAUUUCUAAUCAAUUUCCACAUUUUUUGAACGAUAGCCAACAGUUAAUGGAAUUGGGCGGAUUCAGGUUUUCGGUGUCGGCUUCGAUUGCUGAAAAGACGGAAGAAAACGAGCUAAAAACCUGGAAGGCUGAUGAAACACUUUGCUGGAAAAUUGGCACACGAAAUGAAGAGCAUUUGCAUAAUUUAGUGGUCAAAUAUAAACUUCUAAACUGGAAUGACAGAAACAAAUCGAAAGAGAUGAAAUGUGAAAUAAAACAAGAUAGCGUGAAAUAUUGCAGUAAGAUGGGCGCGUAUGCUGUUUGUUCAGAUGAUUUCAUGAGUUUGCAAGAAACUUUCUUUUACAAAAGCGGUUGGAUCAGAAAUGAUAAACUUCAUUUGGAAGUGUAUAUCAUCAAUCAAUGAAAAUUACUACGCGUAAACUUGAAGAUAAUUUUUAUGUUUUUCAUAAUUUUAUGAUGACCUUUCAAUAAUGUAGUUUUUGUAUCUCAACGUCAGAUCUGUGUUAGAAGUAAGUUUAGUUGUCUUGAAUAAAAAUGUAAAUAGA
Messenger RNA from Symsagittifera roscoffensis, 1655 nucleotides. RefSeq names its product tripartite motif-containing protein 2-like. NCBI's taxonomy places the organism in Eukaryota, Metazoa, Xenacoelomorpha, Acoela, Convolutidae. Bases 311 to 1513 code for a protein of 400 amino acids. The transcript has 3 exons. The record is from RefSeq and is a predicted model, not a curated record.